Molecule: messenger RNA, 1292 nt
Organism: Sciurus carolinensis (gray squirrel)
Lineage: Eukaryota; Metazoa; Chordata; Mammalia; Rodentia; Sciuridae
Gene: Fam89a
Product: family with sequence similarity 89 member A
Exons: 2
Coding region: 39-560 (173 amino acids)
Source: RefSeq, a predicted model, not a curated record
CCUCGGCCGGGCGGCGGCGCGUGGCCAGCCGCGGCGGGAUGAGCGGGGCCGGUGCUGCGGACGCGGCGCGGGGGCUGCGGGUGGACGGGCUGCCGCCGCUGCCCAAGAGCCUGCGCGGGCUGCUGCGCUCGGCGGCGGGCGGCGCGGCGGGCGGCUGGCGGCACCUGGAGCGGCUGUACGCGCAGAAGUCGCGCAUCCAGGACGAGCUGAGCCGCGGGGGCGCGGGCGGGCGCGGGGCGCGGGCGGCGGGGCCGCGCGCCAAGCCCCCCAACCUGGACGCCGCCCUGGCGCUGCUACGCAAGGAGAUGGUCGGCCUCCGCCAGCUGGACAUGUCUCUGCUCUGCCAGCUGUACAGCCUCUACGAGUCCAUCCAGGAGUGUAAGGGAGCGUGCCAGGUGGCCUCCAGCCCUGGCUGCACGCAUGUGCGGGAGAACGGCUUCUUCCAUGAGGAAGAGGAGGGUUUCCAGGAUCAGAGCCCCCCCUGCGAAGGCCCUCCUGGGAACCUGCCCCUGUCUGUCCCCCGCCUCUCCAGCAGCAACUGGAUUCUGGAGUCCAUCUAGGGCUUCGGGUGUGGGGACUUCAAACUGGACCUGCUGUCAGCAUCGGCUUCUCUUCCUGCAAGAACACGUUGAGCCUGUCCAUCGGGGACUGUCCUCAGACACGUGGGAGCCUGACAGGGACUUCAUGCUGCACAGUGGUGGUUUGCUCAGGUGACCCUGGGUGCUCAGAACGUCCUCGGCAGCCGUGCCAUGUGCUGACAUCACUGCCAGUCUGUGGGACAAAAGACCGCUGUAGGAUCCCCAGCCGCUCCGUGCACAGGUCACGUGCCCCUCCUGGGGAGGGUCUAGCGUCAGAUGAAGCCGUUGCUCCUCCUCAGCCUGGGCUGCGCUCUGCUUGCUGUGUGACAAGCUUCUCAGCCUCAUUGCUCGGCUUUCCUUACUUUUAGGCCACAUCACUGACUGUCCAGGUGACUCGUGGAAGCUUCUGCUGAGAAGGUGAGCGUUCCUGCCACAGCCGUCACAGCUGUCUCGCAGCCGACCAGGAACCUUGCCGUUUUGUCCCCCAGGUGUAGGAGGAAGGACCAUAUACCAAGAUACGCUGAGUGGAAAAAAAUAAACCUGGGCAGGCCAGUGUUGGCAUCAGUCCCCGACGGUGACCGUGUCUGUUUUAAGUGAACGUAAAGUAGUAUGUGGGAAAGCAAACGCCCCCCCUCCAAGCAGUGGUUACCUGGAGCCUUAAUAUAUUUAUUAAAAUACUUUAUAAGAACUACGCUAUUAAAUGCAAGGAUAAAA